UUGUGCUGGGCAGUGAUAGCUGUGCUCUGGGGUUUGUGCUGGGCAGUGAUAGCGGUGCUCUGGGGUUUGCUGUGCAGUGAUAGCUGUGCUCUGGGGUUUGCUGGGCAGUGAUAGCUGUGCUCUGGGGUUUGUGCUGGGCAGUUAUAGCGGUGCUCUGGGGUUUGUGCUGUGCAGUGAUAACUGUGAUCUGGUUUGUGCUGGGCAGUGAUAGCUGUGCUCUGUGGUUUGUGCUGGGCAGUGAUAGCUGUGCUCUGGGGUUUGUGCUGGGCAGUGAUAGCUGUGCUCUGGGGUUUGUGCUGGGCAGUGAUAGCUGUGCUCUGGGGUUUGUGUUGGGCAGUGAUAGCUAUGCUCUGGGUUUGUGCUGGGCAGUGAUAGCUGUGCUCUGUGGUUUGUGCUGGGCAGUGUUAGCUGUGCUCUGGGGUUUGUGCUGGGCAGUGAUAGCUGUGCUCUGGGGUUUGUGCUGGGCAGUGAUAGCUGUGCUCUGGGGUUUGUGCUUGGCAGUGAUAGCUGUGCUCUGGGGUUUGUGCUGGGCAGUGAUAGCUGUGCUCUGGGGUUUGUGCUGGGCAGUGAUAGCUGUGCUCUGGGGUUUGUGCUGGGCAGUGAUAGCUGUGCUCUGGGGUUUGCUGGGCAGUGAUAGCUGUGCUCUGGGGUUUGCUGGGCAGUUGUAGCUGUGCUCUGGGGAUGUGCUGGGCAGUGAUAGCUGUGCUCUGGGGUUUGCUGUGCAGUGAUAACUGUGCUCUGGUUUGUGCUGGGCAGUGAUAGCUGUGUUCUGGGGUUUGUGCUGGGCAGUGAUAGCUGUGCUCUGGGGUUUGCUGCGCAGUGAUAGCUGUGCUCUGGUUUGUGCUGCGCAGUGAUAGCUGUGCUCUGGUUUGUGCUGUGCAGUGAUAGCUGUGCUCUGGGGUUUGUGCUGGGCAGUGAUAGCUGUGCUCUGGGAUUUGUGCUGGGCAGUGAUAGCUGUGCUCUGGGGUUUGCUGUGCAGUGAUAGCUGUGCUCUGGUUUUGUGCUGGGCAGUGAUAGUGAUAAAUCAUGUAAAUCGAGCUAAAUCUGUAAAUUUCUUGUAAUUUUUGCAAAAAAUUGAGAAGGGUUCUAGAAUUAUUCUGGUGUUUUAAAGGGUUUUUAUCUCAUUGUAUUCUAGUAGUGUACUGCCCUGUAACACAUGUAAGUCUCUUUGGAUAAAGUCUGCCUAAUAAUAAUAAUAAUAAUAAUAAUAAUAAUAAUAAUAAUAAUAACCAGGCUACGGUAAUGAUCAAUGUCCCACAACAUGGCGUCUUCCAGCCUGCUCUCACAAACGCAGUAAUGAUGCGGUGAGUAUGUACAUUAUUUACUAUUAAAAUGUGCAUCGUUUCAAAGAGAUCCCUGUGCUCAGCGUUCCUGCCUAACUCUUUUUCUCUUUUCCUCUUCAUGCUGCCACCCUGCUGUCCUGCUGUCCUCCUUUAACAACAGGACUGCCUUGUCUUGGUGAAAGCAAAGUUAGAAAUAUGGAGUCUGUUUACAUUAAACAGGAGGAGGUUCUGGAAUUGGUACCUAUCUGCAUUAAACAGGAGAUACCUGAACUGGAGCCUGUCCUCAUUAAAGAAGAGGAGACUGAACUGGAGCCUGUCCACAUUAAAGAAGAGACUGAACUGGAGCCUGUCCACAUUAAACAAGAGGAGACUGAACUGGAGCCUGUCCACAUGAAAGAAGAGACUGAACUGGAGCCUGUCCACAUUAAAGAAGAGACUGAACUGGAGCAUGUCCACAUUAAAGAGGAGACUGAACUGGAGCCUGUCUACAUUAAAGAAGAAGAGACUGAACUGGAGCCUGUCCACAUUAAAGAAGAGGAGACUGAACUGGAGCCUGUCCACAUUAUAGAAGAGACUGAAUUGCAGGCUUUCUACAGUGAAGAGUCUGUUGACUUGUUGUUUAAGGAUUCAGAAAACAUAUCACAUCAGUGUAUUAAAUGUGGGAAGAGCUUCAGUCGAUUAGGAAGCCUAAAAACACACCAGCGAAUUCACACUGGAGAGAAGCUGUAUUAUUGUACUGAAUGUGGAAAGAGUUUCAUUCAGUUAGGAAGCCUAAAAACACACCAGCAAAUUCACACUGGAGAGAAGCUGUAUCACUGUACUGAAUGUGGAAAGAGUUUCAUUCAGUUAGGAAGCCUAAAAGCACACCAGCGAAUUCACACCGGAGAGAAGCCGUAUCACUGUACUGAGUGUGGGAAGAGCUUCAGUCGAUUAGGAAGCCUAAAAACACACCAGCGAACUCACACUGGAGAGAAGCCGUAUCACUGUUCUGAAUGUGGAAAGAACUUUGGUUGCUUAAAAAGCCUACAACUACACCAACGAACUCACACUGGAGAGAAGCCGUAUUACUGUAAUGAAUGUGGGGAGUGCUUCAGGCAGUUAGCACACCUAAAAACACACCAGCAAAUUCACACUGGAGAGAAGCCGUAUCCCUGUACUGAAUGUGCAGAGUGCUUUGGUCGGUUAGGAAGCCUAAAAAGACACCAGCGAAUUCACACUGGUGAGAAGCCAUAUCACUGUUCUGAAUGUAGGGAGAGCUUCAGUGUGUCAGGAAGCCUAAAAAGACACCAGCAAAUUCACAAUGGAGAGAAGCCAUAUCACUGUACUGACUGUGGGGAGAGUUUUAGUGUGUCAGGAAGCCUAAAAAGACACCAGCAAAUUCACAAUGGAGAGAAGCCAUAUUACUGUACUGAAUGUGGGGAGAGCUUCAGUCAGUUAGGAAACCUAAAAAGACACCAUCGAAUUCACAAUGGAGAGAAGCCAUAUCACUGUUCUGAAUGUGGGAAAAGCUUCACUGAAUCAGGACACCUAAAAACACACCAACGAAUUCACACUGGAGAGAAGCCAUAUUGCUGUACUGAAUGUGGGGCAAGCUUCAGACAGUCAGGCACCCUAAAAAGACACCAGCGAAUUCACACUGGAGCCAGCCUCCUUCCUUACUAGUCCCUCACCUCUCCACCCUGCUUGUUUGUGUGAAGAGCUGACUGAUUCCUUGUCCCUCUCUCACACUUCAGUAAAUGAAGUGGGUCCCCAGGAGUGAGAGCCAGCCUGAAUCCAGAGACACUGAGAAGGGGAGCGUGAUAAACUGAAGGAGCCAGACCCAUUCUUUCAGAAUGAACUGGAGAGCCCUGGGAUGAGUGGAAAUGAAUCUCACUCAUCAUGCUGUGAGGAUUUAGGACAGAGUUACUGGGUCAUUCUACUUAGAAGGGACACAUUGGAAAUAUAUGCCAAGCUUUUUCACUGAACACUUAUAUGUGUGAUACAACACAUUAACCCUUUGCGGUCCUAUGUCGGACCUGGUCCGACAUUGCAAUUAUUCCUAUCCGGUCCAAUGUCGGACCCUGUCCGACAUCAUCAAAAUGACGCAAAAAAGGGGUUUCUUUCUAGUAGUUUUUUCUCCGGAAAAAGCCGAGAAAACCAUUCAAUGGCCGAGUGGGAGCGACGGAGCUGAGACAAGCCGAAAAAAAGGGCGUGUCUCAUGAAUAGUCAUACUUGCCCCUGGCAUCUGAUAAUGGAGGCCAUAAGGAAACAAGCUGGCUGUGACUGCAUCAGCGCUUAGAGAAUAUCACAGACUUUAGCAGAGCUUUUUUCAGAUGUUAUUAUAAUAAAAUAAUGACUUGGAUCGCAUUAUUGAGGUGUUUGGUGAUAAAACGACUGAUCAGGUGAUGACUGAUCGGUAUGUACGACUAUUAUUAUUAUUAUUAUUAUUAUUAUUAUUAUUAUUAUUAUUAUUAUUAUUAUUAUUAUUAUUAUUAUUAUUUAUUUAUUAGCAUAGGUGAAUGCUAUAGCAAACAAAAGGGUGGGGCGGGGCUGGAGAUGCCUAGUGAGUGCUUUGUUGAUAUGCAGGGCCAUUUAAACCCGUUUGACUGUUGAAAAAAAUACUUUUAAACAGCGCGUCUAAAAUUAACUGCGCGUGUGAAAAUAAAUUGGACCUGACGCGCCUGAGACGCAAUUAAUAAAUGGACUGCAAAGGGUUAAGCUGCCAAUAGCAUAUAUAGGGCUCUAUAUAUUAUUGAUUUUUGUAUCUUGACUUUUCGUAGGUUUUUAUAGACCCUACCCGUGCUGUAUUAAAGUCAUUUUCACUCCUGUAACUUUGUUUCACCCCUGCUGCGGUAGUUUAAUUAUGAAUGUUCGUUUCAAAUUACUGUUGUAUACAAAUGUUCAAAUUUCAUUGCAAUAUCGAAAUUUCGUGCUUACCUUGAUUUACGACUUCGGAUUGUGGUUGUUAUUUUACGCAUGCCUCUCACUGGUGUAGUUGUUCGUAUGUGUGUGAAACUUCCAGUUUAAACGUUUCAGGGCUUUUAGUUCAUUUUAAAAUAAAGCACUGUAGCAGGGCGAUUGCCCUGCAUGUGUGUAAAUUUAGUUUUGGUAUAAUUUGUAUGGGGGAAUGAGUUCAUUGUGUAUCAUUUUGGAGUUGAUUUGUUUGAUUACAUUAUUGUUUUACAGACGGGCGCUCGAUUGAGACUUGCUGCCUGCUAGGCUUGGUUGAGGGGAAGGGCAGCAAGUGAUUGGCUGUGCUGGACCUCAAUCAGCAGGUGGGCGGGUCUUGACCGAGUGUCCGUCAGUUUAAAAAUAUCCGCGGGAGAUGGCUCGGGGCGACUGCAACACCAUGUCAGAGGGGAGCGGAGUAUACUCGGGAGGAGAGGGUCCGCGCUGCAGGAACGACAGCUAUGCAACCCUGAGACUGCAAGCGGUGCUUGUGAAGGCAAUGCCCAGCCAAGGCCGUAUGAAGCAGCAGGAGUCGUUGUAUGAAUACCGGCUCAUGAGUAGGUUAGUUAGGGGAUUGUGAUCCCAUGUGAUGUAUAGCGAGGGUUACGUAGUGUAGCCGGUUCCUGGAGCGGGACGCCUCGUUUUAUAAGGCUAGUGCUCACCCUCUGUGGAACGUUUUACUUGUAGUUUUUGUACUGUAUUUUAUUUAGUAUUUUUGCGGUAUGUGUCCUCUGUGCGUUACCAUGGCUGGUAACGUCACGAGUAUAUUUACUUUCUGUUUUGUGAAUAAAUCCUGCACACCUGUGCCGGUGUUUCAACUCCACCCCCAACAUCUCUCUGUAUUGCUUAAACAGCGGCUACCCACACACGCGACUUGAGACCCUGUCACAAGCACUUUAAAAUAUAAAAGAAAUAAAAAAAAUGUAUUAAUAGUCUAUUUUAAAUAACAAUGGCAAUAAACACAUUUUGUUUUGCUUUUAUAUCUUAAGGUGCCUUAUUAAUGAAGGGAAGCACGGAAACAAAUCAUUGCAGAGUUCUUUAAUUAAACACACACUGAAAUCUUUUCUUCUCAGUAAUUAUGUAGUGCAGACAACUGAAAUAUGCUGAAAAGUAUUUACUUGCGUAGCCUACUGUGUGUACUGUACUUUACAUAACCAAAAUAUACAGACAAACAAAAAGUGAUGAUAUUCUUAAAUUAACUUGCUUUGGGAUAUUAACUUCUUAAGUGUGUUUUAUAGAAUUAUGUUUUCGCUUAUUCAUUGUAACGAAUGUAUGUGUACUUCUGGCUGGGUUUACUUGGUCCAAUUAAGUAAUUUAGGGGACAGUUGGAACAAAAACCAGGACCAGGAUUGGAGAUCCCUGCUGUAAACUGAUGAAAGGACUGAUUUCAGUCAGGGAUUCGCUUCCUGUUUUACCUGGAAGGGAUUGGAUCACCGAAGUAAACUCCUCUUUGGGCGCUAUAUUUAAAUAAAAACAACCAUGAGCUUCUUUAUCUUUGAUUCGGACUCUUCUCACAAUGAAGUAACCAUUGAGCCAUCGCUUGAAUGGGGCAUCCUCCCAAGAUAUCGACUCCUCAUCCAACUGCAGCUCUCUGUGUUACAGAGAUCAACUGCAUUCCAGUGAUCACAUCUACAGAAUAAGUAUUAUAUCUCAAAGACUUUAGGUUUCAAGUAAAAUACCAUACUUGUAUAGGAAAUAUCUACAUGCAAACAGAAGGAAAAAACAGUCAAUACAAUGUAACACUUUGAUAAGAUUAAAAAUACAAACAAUUCUACUUUGAUGAACAACUGAAACACGAUAAGAUUUUAACUGAGCUCAUGAUAUUGUGUGCAUUUGAAAACAACAACUAUGAACAUCAGAACCAUUUAAACAUUGAUUGAAUUGAUGUACAAGUUGUGAAUUAACUCUAGAUUACAGCUUAAUACUAAAGGCAAUUGAACUGAACUUGAAACAAAAAUGCAGUCUUCAUUCCAACCCACACAACAGACUCUGCUGAACACAGUCACUGUAUGUAAUGUGUGUGAGUCCUGCAUGCACGUAACCAUACGGGAGCCUGCGUGCUUAUGAAAAUGUGUGUUUAAAUGUGCUAUUCCUGCUUGUAUCUGUACUUAUAAUUCUGGGAUCGUGAUUUCUAACUUUAAUAUUCAUCUUCCUUUUGUGAGCCUUAAUAAACCUAAUAAUGCUAAUAAUUGAAAUAAUGCUUCAUUCCUCCUGAAAAGUGAUGAAAUUAAAAGCUAUUUUAUCAUGUAUACUUGCAUGCCUUUGGUAUGUCAUAGAAUAAAGCAAAGAAGCUGUGAAAAGGGAUGAAUUAUUGCUUAUUCUACAAAGAUAUUCUAAAAUGGCCUGGACACAUUUGUUGGUACCCCUUAGAAAAGAUAAUAAAUAAUUGGAUUAGAGUGAUAUUUCAAACUAUUUAGUAUCACACAUGUCUCCAAUCUUGUAAUCAGUCAUUCAGCCUAUUUAAAUGGAGAAAAGUAGUCACUGUGCUGUUUGGUAUCAUUGUGUGCACCACACUGAACAUGGACCAGAGAAAGCAAAGGAGAGAGUUGUCUGAGGAGAUCAGAAAGAAAAUAAUAGACAAGCAUGGUAAAGGUAAAGGCUACAAGACCAUCUCCAAGCAGCUUGAUGUUCCUGUGACAACAAUCGCAAAUAUUAUUAAGAAGUUUAAGGUCCAUGGAACUGUAGCCAACCUCCCUGGGCGCGUCCGCAAGAGGAAAAUCGACCCCAGAUUGAACAGAAGGAUAGUGUGAAUGGUAGAAAAAGAACCAAGGAUAACUGCCAAAGAGAUACAAGCUGAACUCCAAGGUGAAGGUACGUCAGUUUCUGAUCGCACCAUCCGUCGCUUUUUGAGCAAAAGUGGGCUCCAUGGAAGAAGACCCAGGAGGACUCCACUUUUGAAAGAAAAACAUAAAAAAGCCAGACUGGAAUUUGCUAAAAUGCAUAUUGAUAAGCCACAAUCCUUCUGGGAGAAUGUCCUUUGGACAGAUGAGUCAAAACUGGAGCUUUUUGGCAAGUCACAACAGCUCUAUGUUCACAGACGAAAAAAUGAAGCUUUCAAAGAAAAGAACACCAUACCUACAGUGAAACAUGGAGGAGGCUCGGUUAUGUUUUGGGGCUGCUUUGCUGCGCCUGGCACAGGGUGCCUUGAAUCUGUGCAGGGCUCAAUGAAAUCUCAAGACUAUCAAGGCAUUCUGGAGCGAAACGUACUGCCCAGUGUCAGAAAGCUCUGUCUCAGUCGCAGGUCAUGGGUCCUCCAACAGGAUAAUGACCCAAAACACACAGCUAAAAGCACCCAAGAAUGGAUAAGAACAAAACAUUGGACUAUUCUGAA
Molecule: messenger RNA, 7542 nt
Organism: Acipenser ruthenus (sterlet)
Lineage: Eukaryota; Metazoa; Chordata; Actinopteri; Acipenseriformes; Acipenseridae
Product: gastrula zinc finger protein XlCGF57.1-like
Exons: 2
Coding region: 1479-2945 (488 amino acids)
Source: RefSeq, a predicted model, not a curated record